AUGCUUUUCAACUCUUUAUCAUUUGAGGCAGCAUUGCUUCUCGCCCUUCCUCAUCUCGCUUCUGCAGCUACCAGAAAGUUCGAUUUUGAUAUUGGCUGGGUCAGAGCUAAUCCAGACAAUGCUUUCGAACGCCCAGUCAUUGGCAUUAAUGGCAAGUGGCCAAUCCCUACAAUCGAGGUUGACAUUGGUGAUCGGGUCAUCAUCAAUGCUCACAACAACCUGGGCAAUCAAUCAACUUCUCUGCAUUUUCAUGGUCUCUACAUGAACGGCACUACCCAUAUGGAUGGCCCUGCCGGUGAUGCUCAAGAUCCCCCCCCCCCCCCAACAUAUCCGCCACAGGUCGAGCAACCAGGCACCUAUUGGUACCACAGUCACACUGCUGCUCAAUACCCUGACGGUCUACGGGCUCCCUUCAUCGUUCACGACAAAGAUUUCCCCUACAAGGAUAAGUACGAUGAAGAGGUUAUAUUUACUCUUUCUGAUUGGUAUCAUGACGAGAUGCGAUCCAUGAUUCCAAAGUUCAUGAGCAAGGCCAAUCCCUCAGGUGCAGAGCCCGUGCCCAACAAUGCCCUGAUGAACGAAACCACCAACUUCACAAUGUCUGUCAAGCCCGAAACAACCUAUCUGUUCCGCACUAUCAACAUAGGUGCCUUUGCUGGCCAGUAUCUCUGGUUUGAGGGUCAUAAGAUGCGCAUUGUCGAGGUCGAUGGUAUUUAUACCGAAGAGGCUGAGGCAGAGAUGAUCUACAUCUCGGCUGCUCAGCGUGUCAGCUUUUUGCUCACUACCAAAAAGGACACUUCCAAGAACUUCCCAAUUGUCUCCAGCAUGGAUACUACUCUUUUUGAUGUCCUGCCUCCGGAUCUGAACUACAACGCCACCGGCUGGCUCGUCUAUGAUGAAAAGGCCGACAAGCCAGACGCCGCUACUGUUGAGGCUUUGGAACCUCAUGAUGACAUGAAGCUUGUUCCAUACGACAAGAUGGGCAUUCUUGGAAAGCCUGACCAGGAGUUCACUCUUGAUGUUAAGAUGGAAAACCUCAAGGAUGGGGCCAACUACGCCUGGUUCAACAACAUUACCUACGUCGAAGCCAAGGUUCCCACCCUAUAUACCGCCCUCAGUGCAGGCAAGGACGCCGAGGAUCCAAGUGUUUAUGGCACUUACACACACUCCAUGGUCCUUAAGAAGAACGAGAUUGUACAAAUUGUCGUCAACAAUCUCGAUUCUGGUCGUCACCCUUUCCAUCUUCACGGACACGCAUUCCAAUCUAUCUACCGUUCCGAAGAGGAGGCUGGUAUCUGGGCCGAUGCCAAUGUUACUGAAGCUGAUUUGCCCAAAACUCCUAUGCGACGUGAUACUCUUGUCAUCUAUCCCAACGGCAACAUUGUUAUGCGUUUCAAGGCUGACAACCCAGGUGUCUGGCUGUUCCAUUGCCAUAUUGAAUGGCACGUGGUGUCUGGGCUUAUUGCCACCUUCGUCGAAGACCCUCUUACUCUUCAAGAGACCAUCCAGAUCCCUAAGAACCACCUGGAUGCCUGCGCCGCUGCUGAUAUGCCUACCAAGGGAAAUGCGGCUGCUAAUACCGAGAACUUCCUUGAUCUUACUGGCGAGAAUAAACCUGCCAAGGCUCUGCCUGCUGGAUUCACUCCUCGCGGUAUCGUCGCUCUUGUCUUCAGCUGUAUCUGUGGUAUCCUGGGUGUAGCCGUCGUGGCAUGGUAUGGAUUUUCUGCAUCUAUCGACCCAACCAGUGCCGGCGCUCUCAGCGCUGGUAUCGUUGAUGGCAGUGACUCAGGCGACGGCAACCUUGCUCCUAAGGGACCUCAGGAGACUGUUGUUUCCCCUUCAGGUGAUGGGAGAAGUCACUGA
This is a messenger RNA of Fusarium subglutinans, 1863 nucleotides long. RefSeq names its product iron transport multicopper oxidase FET3. Lineage: Eukaryota; Fungi; Ascomycota; Sordariomycetes; Hypocreales; Nectriaceae. Gene Ontology annotation, biological process: reductive iron assimilation; cellular response to iron ion starvation. The coding region runs from base 1 to 1863 and encodes 620 amino acids. Gene Ontology annotation, molecular function: ferroxidase activity; copper ion binding. The transcript is spliced from 5 exons. The record is from RefSeq and is a predicted model, not a curated record. Gene Ontology annotation, cellular component: high-affinity iron permease complex.